Messenger RNA from Staurois parvus, 302 nucleotides. The record is from the annotation of a GenBank genome assembly. NCBI's taxonomy places the organism in Eukaryota, Metazoa, Chordata, Amphibia, Anura, Ranidae.
AUGUGCGUUGUUGAGGCUGCACUGAUGGGCACUGAUGAGGUGGCACUGAUAAGCAAACAUGGACAGGGUUGAGGGAGAUGAGUGGGAUACAGGGGCGGACUGACAACUCAUGGGGCCCCCGGUCAAUAGGGGAUCAUGGGGCCCCUGUGUCCUUGCCCACACUCAAAAAAACCUAUAAAAAAGGUACCAGGGGCAUUUCAUGGGGCUCCCUACUGACCCCAGGCCCUCAGGCAGCGCCCGAGUGCUCGAAAGGUCAGUCCGCCCCUGGUGGGAUAAUCCAAAAACAGAAACUAUAUACAUUU